This is a messenger RNA of Anguilla anguilla (European eel), 6221 nucleotides long. It is a transcript of the gene creb5b, whose product is annotated as cAMP responsive element binding protein 5b. NCBI's taxonomy places the organism in Eukaryota, Metazoa, Chordata, Actinopteri, Anguilliformes, Anguillidae. The coding region runs from base 107 to 1591 and encodes 494 amino acids. The transcript is spliced from 11 exons. The record is from RefSeq and is a predicted model, not a curated record. Gene Ontology annotation, biological process: regulation of transcription by RNA polymerase II. Gene Ontology annotation, molecular function: cAMP response element binding; DNA-binding transcription factor activity, RNA polymerase II-specific.
UGUAAUGCUUCUCUAAAUAGAACGUAUUGUAAUCUUUUCUCAGUCCAACGUGGUUCCUUCUCUAAGUGUGCCGCUUCUUCUGUACACUUGUUUGGCAGUGGCAGUGAUGAACUCGGAGCAGGAAAGGCCGUUUGUGUGCAGCGCCCCGGGCUGUUCUCAGAGAUUCCCAACAGAGGAUCACCUGAUGAUUCAUCGGCACAAACAUGAGAUGACCCUCAAGUUCCCCUCCAUAAAGAAUGACAACAUGCUGUCAGACCAGACGCCGACGCCCACACGGUUCCUGAAGAACUGCGAGGAGGUGGGGCUCUUCAGUGAGCUGGACUGCUCCAUCGAGCAGGAGUUCCGCAAAGCGCAGGAGGAGGAGGACAGCAAACAGAACAUUUCUCUUCAAGGGUCAGCAAGCCAGAACCAGCACCAGCCCCACCCCCGCAUGACGAACCACGACAGCAGCAUCGUGAUCCAGCCCGCACUGCCCUCGCCCCAGUCCAGCUCCGUCAUCACCCAGGCCCCCUCCACCAACCGACAGAUAGGGCCUGUACCAGGCUCGCUGUCAUCGUUGCUACACCUACGGAACAGACAGAGACAGCCGCUACCUGCCUCGAUGCCAGGCACACUGCCAGAUCCCACCAUGCCCGGCUCUUCUGCUGUGCUGAUGCCUAUGGAGAGACAGAUGUCUAUGGGCUCCACUAUGAUGGGCAUGCAAGGCCCCACCCACAGCAGCUCCUGCUCCUCCCCCCACGUUCCUUCCAUGCACUCAGAGGCUAAACUGAGGCUAAAGGCUGCCCUCACGCACCACCCAGGAGCCAUCGCCAACGGCAACAUGAACACCAUGGGUCACAUGAUGGAGAUGAUGUCAUCACGGCAGGAGCAGGCAGGGCACCAUCACCUGCACUCGCACCCUCACCAGCACCUACAGGGCCCACCCCAUGGCUACCAGCACCACGCCCACCACCACCACCACAGCCACGCCCAGGCUCAUGCUCAGAGUGGGCACCACCAUCCACAUGGCCACCACCACUCGCACCAGCCACACCUGCACCCUGGCCACACCCAUCAAACCUCUCCACACCAACCAAUUCACUCUGGAGCACCUUCACAGUUGUCUCCGGCUGCGCAGCAAAUGCAGCCAACGCAGACCCUGCAGCCUCCGCAGCCCAGUGGAGGCCGUCGCAGGCGGGUCGUAGAUGAGGAUCCAGACGAGCGGCGGCGGAAGUUCCUGGAGAGGAACCGGGCGGCAGCCACACGCUGCAGACAGAAGAGGAAAGUGUGGGUGAUGUCAUUAGAGAAGAAAGCAGAGGAGCUCACGCAGACCAACAUGCAGCUGCAGAAUGAAGUGACCAUGCUGAAGAAUGAGGUGACACAGCUCAAACAGCUCCUGUUGACACACAAGGACUGUCCCAUCACAGCCAUGCAGAAAGAGUCCCAGGGGUAUCUCAGUCCGGAGAGUAGCCCAGCAGAAAGUCCCACCCCCGUAUGCUCCCAGCAGCAGGUCAUCCAACACAACACCAUCACCACCUCCACCACAUCAGUAGGGGGCAGCGCUGUGCUUGGCCAGCUCAACCACCGUACAGACAUCAACCCCAUCCACUAGAGACUGGUGGCUCUGCCCAGCAGGGUGUGGCCCAUCACAGCAUCCCUGCUGUGUCCUCGUUCAGGAUCCUAUACAGAGAAACCUCUGAUGCCUGGAAUGCAACUCUUUUUACAGUAUGUAUUUUUAUAGACUCAUUUAACUCAUCUAUGUUCUUCACAAAUGUUUGUCAAAUUCAUUGUGAUUCUUUCACUGAAAAAAGGGAGAUUUGCAAUUCAUGCAUUGAACAUUUAACUGGGAUUUUUUUUUUUAAAUGCUCCCUAUUUGUGGUACAAACCCAAGGGACCACUUUGGUCAGAAAUGCAAAUGCCACCCCUGACCAUCAAACCCCCUUGCACUUGGUGACCCUUCCAGGCAGUGCUCAGGCCUCAGGCAGCACUUCUGUCUUUUGCUCUUCUUUGGUGCUUCCUGGACAACUUCAGCUACUGCUCUCCCAUCAGUAUUAACUCUCGCUUCAGGAAUCACACUGCAGCCCUGAAAUAUAACAGCUUUGCAAAUGAAAGCGCUGCCAUACAGGUAUUAAUCACAGUGCAUAAAGAAGAGAGAAACUGCAAUGUUCUUUUCAUAACUCUGUGCAUUCCCCUCAUGAAUAAAAUGUGUGGGUCAAUAAAAGGCAAAUGUGCAAAGAAUGGUAUAAUGCAAUUAUGAGGGGACUGAGAUUAAAUCAUAGAUUAUAUUUAUAUGGAUUUAUUAGUAAAAACUCUUUUCAAACCUACCACUGAUACCAUGAAACCUACACAAUAUUAACAGAAUAAGUCUAUAUUGAAACUAUUUGUUGUAAUAAAGCAUGUUCCACAGCCCUGGUUACACCCUCCAAAGUUUUAGCAUGUAGACCAAUAUACUGUCACCUCACUAUGACAGGAAUGUUCCACUUUCUCUCAGCUUGGAAUGUGUACUCUCUGUGUUUAGCAGCCAGCAUGAUGUCUGACUUUGCAUUCAUUAUGGACCAAUAUGAUCGCUGAAACAGCACUGUCUGCAUGUGGUGUUAAAUGAGUCCGAUCGUUCAGUCUUGAAGUAUUUCAUUCAUUUCUUUUUAUUCAGCAGAUGCCUUAUUUUUCCCAGGCCAACUUCAGUAGCUUACUCCACACCUUCACAAAAAAAACAUGUAUUGCACAUCAGUUGAAAUGAAUCAUUCACAUACUGGUUUUCAGAAAAAAAUUUAACGUAAGGAUUUUUGAUAUUGACUGAAUGUUGUUGGUGAUUACAUCGCAAUUUGUGACUGAUCCUGAUGAUCUCAACUGGCUAAAGCCGAAUUUAUAAGUGCUACGUCACCUUGUUGUGAUUCAUGAUUUAGACUCUUGGCCUAUAGUAGAAAGAUUGUGCUUAUCUGUACAGAUUUCACCUUCCUAGAUACCAAUGCCACGAAGGCACUGUAUUAAGCAUGGCAUAUUACUCAUUUUCUGUUUUCCUUUCUUCGUUUUCUCCUAGAGAGAGAUUCAACAGUUAGUUAUAUUAUAUUAACAUACCUCAUCACCUGUGCCCUGCCGUCUGUCUGACUUAUGAGCAGGUGUGACAAUUAUGCAACCAUCAACGCCACUCAAAAUCUGUCGUGAACGAUCACUUAAUUGGAUCAUAACUGAUUGUACAAAUGUUUUAUCAAAAGUCCACAUUUGUCUGUUCCCAUUGAUGCAUAAUGAAGUGACAUUUAUAUUGAUGCUCAUUAUAUUAUGAUUUUAUAUAGAUUUAGAUAUUCUGAAGCAAGUCAGGUUAAGUACCUUGCUUAGGGUACAGUGGUUAUACCACAUAGGAUCCAACUAACCGCAUUCUGGUAUUGAGCCCAGGUUGUUGGAUUAGAUGGCGCAAUCAACACCAAAUGAAUGCAACAUUCCAAAGUCUCACCCAGUAUUGCCUUCAGUAUUCUCUAUAAGAUGUAAUUUAUGCAGAAAACCAGAAAACAGAAUGCCCACAUUUGUCAGCAUCAAUCAGGUAAGAUUGUGCACUGAGCCCUAUGGGUUAUGUGGUGGAUUGACAAAAAAAUGAAUGUGUCUCCUCCACAAAUUGUAAUUGUGUCAGUAUGUCUUGUGCUGGCCAAUGGAAAAGUGUUCAUUAAAAAUAGUUUCUGUCUUUAUUAAUGUAUGGUAAUAAAUGAUAUCUACAAUGAGUGGUAUACCUACCUUUAUAACACAGUUACAGACCAGAUUCUGCUUUUCAAAUAUCACAAUGUGCCUGAAUUAUUUUCAGUAUUUGCUUUCUUGCAGUUCAGUACAGGGGAUAUCAGAGUUAAUAUAAUUUGCAGAUUAAUAAUUGAAUCAUUAACAAAAUGUGUAUGUUCCCCACUGAUUGACAACUGACUACUGCUAGUUUUGCUUGUUUGUGAAGGGUACCACAAGAUUGAUGUCUGCUUCCUGGCCUUGGUUUUGUCGAAGGGUUGCAUUUGUGUUUUGAAGGAUGAAGCGUGGGCUGAUGUGGACCUUAUUUUAGAUUCACUCCUAGAAACAGGAUAAUUUUCUCACUGUCCUUUAGAUUCAGGGAACCCAUAAUUCUCUAAGAGGUUUAAAUGACUCGGUGGAAUGGUUUUCGGGAAUGAGAGAACUCCUGAGUCCUGGGUGGCUGCAUUGUCUGCUAGGCACUGAACCACCACUGAAUUUUAGCUUUCUUCCUCAGUUUGAUAAGCUUCAGUGGUUUAGCCUUACAGAAGAGUAGAAUUCUGUAGGGGGAAGUUUCAAGUUUGCUUUUUCAUCAGCCCUGAAAAAAAUCCUUCAAACACAAACUCCCGCUUUUACUCCAGAAGCAGUCCAUGGUUUUUACAGUUUUCUGUAAAUGACUGUAAAUGUUUAUUGGUUUAACAUAGGAAACAAUUCAUUUUGUUUAAUUAGCUCCACUGUUUUCUGAAGGCCCUACAAAAGUCAGAACUAGACAUGUCUAAACAUUUCUUCAUCAUUGCAAAACCAGCAUACUUGUAUUAGCAACCUCCAACAUUGCUGCAACAUUGAAUUGAGUAUCCAUUAGACAUGCCCGAUCUUGUAUUUGGAUCUGUCUGGCAAUAAUAUAAAUAUGUGGAGACCUUAUGUACAGUAGAUCUCUAUGCACUUUGUCCUUAGGGAUAUCAGAGGGUAGAACAGCCAUAUUGAAGUCUCAGUGAUAUUCUGGAGUGACGUUCAUUCUAAUCACUGUAAUGGUGCUCUAUUCUUAACUUUGAAUUUAAGCAAGUAUGAUUUUUAUUUUAAUUCUCUGCCGGUAUUUAUCAUUAAUUGUAAUGACCACCAACCUCACUGUAGCGUAAUCAACACAAAUUUCAUACUUGUGUAAAUCUAUUACUAAGGACAAAACACCAUGGCAGUUAGAUUGAAUGUCUCUCUCUGUCCCUGCACCAGCGAGAGACAUGGUCAUUCUGUAUAGUCUUGGCAAUGAAGCUUAUGUGUGAUUAAUGUGUCAUAUUUGACAGGUCUUGGACUGUGUGUGUGUGUGUGUGUGUGUGUGUGCGUGUGCAUGAGUGUGUGUGUUUGUGUGUGAUUGGAAUGAAGAGAAAAGCCAAGAUCUUUCACAGAUCUCAGCCUUACUUCUAGAGCUUUGUGGACUGACCAAGGUGCCCUUAAGCUUUAAUAUUUUCUGUCAGUCUUAAUGUUAUAUGUUGGUGUUCUCUGUCUGCUGUCUUUCAUAAGUCCUCCUACUGUAUGAUGUAGCAGAAUGUUUUUUUUUUCUUAAUGCAGCCAUGGAUAACCAGUUUGCACAUUGUGAAUAGUACUUGUGCUAAUCGUGAACUGGAAUAGCGCUUUCUGUCAUCCUUUCUGUGUGGUGAACAAUGCUGGUGGGUUGGGAUUGUGCAGUUUGGCAGUCAUUAAAGGGAAUUGUUCCCUCUUGGAUUGUCCUGGCAAGAAUUGCUAGUUCAACAGAAAAGUACAUUUUGUAUCUAAUUUUAUCAUUGUCAUAUAUUCUAAGUGAUGGGGCUUUGGGGUUUAUUUUCGGAUUCUGGGUGGCAGUGUCUUGUUCUAAUAUCAUCAUAUGACAAAAAGGAACAUAGCCAGCUACUUCUCAUCCUCCUCAACUGGAAAAUGUUUUUUAACAUAAAAUUUACAAGUAAUGUGUUUAUCUGUGCUUUUUUAUUUUGCUGUUGAAGAUGGGCUAAAUGAGUGAGAUAGACAAGGUGUGUCCUGUGUCAAUUGUGUAAUCAGACCAGGAAAGCAUGAGGUUUGUGAGUGUGUGCGAGUUUGUGUGUGUGUAUGUGUCUGCGUGUGUGUGUGUGUGUGUGUGUGUACGUUUUAGGUGGGAAACAAUGCAUAUACAUAAAUAAAAGUAUAACUAUCAUUUUAAAUAUAAACUUAUAAAUAUAAACCUAUAAAUACUGUAUAGAAUCCCAUAAUUUUGUAAUCUUGUACAUGUAAUGUAACCACCUUUCUUUCUGGAAGGAGUCAAUGUUUGGUACAUGUUUGUAAAUAAUGUUUGCAUAGCAGUUGUUACUUUCAAAUGUAUGUUAUGUCAAGAGUCAUUUCUGCUAUUAGGACAUGUUUAUUGUUAAAUAUGCAUAAUGAAUUAAUGAAUUCAUACUUGUCUGCAUAACCUUGUACAUUUAAAAGAAAUGUUUAAUGCCUUGAACUGUUUCUGUUGUUUUGUGUUUUUUUGCAUUUGUACAGAUGUAAAAUAUCACUGAAGCUACAGUACAGUAUGAAAAUAAAGCACUUGUUCUAUAACACGG